UGUGUAGUAACGGGGAAGGCGAGUGUGUGAAGCCUGAUAAUGAUGGCGGUUGUUAAGAAGACGUGAAGAAAGCUCGUGUGAUCCUUAAAUUCUGUUCUAUUCCUUGGAAUCCUUAAUUAAAGAACAUUGAUUAAGAAGCACAAAAGGCAAGAUGAUUCAAGUGGGGAUGUUCAACAUGCCCCCACCCCCCAUUCCCCAGGGGAAGCCCCCACCCCCGGGAGUGGGAACUCAACAGUUCCAGCCACUGUCAUUCAAACCCUUCAAAGCUCCAGAUGGCGAAUUUGAUGGCAAAAGGCUUCGGAAGAGUGUCAUGCGGAAGACUGUCGAUUAUAACUGCUCUGUUGUAAAUAUGUUAGAAAAUCGUGUGUGGCAGAGAGACGAGCGUGACCGCUGUACACUUCAAGCAGAUGUUUGUUAUGCUUCAGAAAUACUUCCACCUAUUGCAUAUCCUGUGAAUCCAAUUAAUGCCGUCGUUACCAAGUUCGUGCGCACUUCUACAAAUAAAGCCAAGUGUCCCAUCUUCUGUCUGGCAUGGACACCAGAGGGUCGACGCCUGGUGACAGGAGCCUCAUCAGGGGAAUUCACUCUCUGGAAUGGUCUCACCUUCAACUUCGAAACUAUAUUACAGGCUCAUGACAGCAGUGUGCGGACGAUGGUAUGGUCUCAUAACGACCAGUGGAUGGUGACUGGCGACACUGGUGGUUUUGUCAAAUACUGGCAGACGAAUAUGAACAAUGUGAAGCUCUUCCAGGCUCAUAAGGAUCCUGUGCGUGGUCUCAGUUUUUCCCCAAGUGACCAGAAGUUUGCCACUGGCUCAGAUGACGGAACAGUUAGGAUAUGGGACUUUUACCGCUGUUAUGAAGAAAAAAUUCUUAGAGGUCAUGGCGCAGAUGUUAAGUGUGUGGACUGGCACCCAUCUAAAAGCUUGCUUGCGUCUGGCAGUAAAGACAACCAACAGCCCAUCAAACUCUGGGAUCCUCGUUCUGGUCAACCACUUGCAAAAUUACAUGCCCACAAAAGCACAGUGAUGGACUUGAAAUGGAAUGCAAAUGGAAACUGGCUGUGCUCAGCCUCCAGAGAUCAUCUUCUGAAACUUUUUGAUAUUCGUAAUCUGUCCACAGAAUUUCAGGUAUUUCGAGGUCACAAAAAAGAAGCAUCAUGCAUUGGCUGGCACCCUCAUCAUGAGGGUCUGUUUGCAAGUGGAGGCUCUGAUGGCUCCAUAUUGUUCUGGCAUGUUGGGAAUGAUAAGGAAGUUGGAGCUAUUGAAUCUGCCCAUGAUGGCAUCAUCUGGGACCUGGCAUGGCAUCCUCUUGGUCAUAUUCUCUGCUCGGGCUCCAACGAUCACACCUCAAAGUUCUGGACAAGAAAUCGUCCUGGUGACAAAAUGAGAGACAAGUACAACCUGAACACAUUACCUGCUGGAGUACUUGCUGAUGACUCAAUGGAUAUUGAUGAUAUUCCAAUUGGUACGGGCUUAACCUCCCAAGGAGUUAUUCCUGGCAUGGGCCCUGAAGACAAGGUAGAGGAAGCAGAGUCUACCGGGCCAGAAACUAUUCCUGGCUUAGACUUUGAUAGUUCUGGAUUUGAUAGGUUUUCUAAGAAGACUCCUUAUGCCAAGCCUAUCCCCAAGACUUUUCAGGCUGCCUGGAACGCUGCCGGAGGGCUGGAUGAAGAGAUGGAGGAAGAGAACAGUGCGACUAGUUGGGUGGUGACGGACAGUGCUGCCUUGUUCAGUUUGCCAGCCAACAUAGAGGGAGAGUUGGUUUACACCGAUGAUGGCGAUGAGCUCCCUGCUGGCUCUGUACCACUUAAUACUAUUAAAGCAAACUCUAUUCUCUAUUGCGGAUUUCUAAUACCACUUGAGAAAGUGUCAGGUGACGUAAUCCAAAAGGCUUUUACUACGAUGGAGGAGGAAGAAGCCAUUGCAGAAGUCACCGGUGACUAUGAGUUUGCUAGGAAACUUAUCAAGGAAAAGAAUCAGCUACUUAAUCCUAAUGCAAGCACUGAAGAAUCUACAGAAAAGAAAACUGGAGGGUUCCAGCAGGGCCAGUUUAGUGAACCGAACCCUCAGCCCACCACCACAAAUACCAAUAAUAACAGCAGCAAUAACUUCAUAACCAGUCCUCGUAAUUUUGGUACUCCGAGAGGUAACUUCAGAAACCAUUCUGAUGCAGGAUUUAAUCGUGGAGGGCAACGAGGAGCUUGGCCUCAUAGAGGGAACCCUAGAGGUGGUUAUGGUUUAGGAAUGAGUGGAUCAAGGUUCACAAAUGAACAUAGUGAACAAGGCUAUGAAAAUGAAUGGAGCCAUGAGAACCAAAAUAAUGGUGAUAAUAUUAAUAAUGGUGGAGGAGAAAGGGGCAACAUGGAUGACAGAGCACAAAGCUGGGGUCGAGGUCGUGGCCGAGGAAGAGGUCGUGGAGGGUUCAAAGAUUUUGGAAAUUUCGAGGAGGAUGAACGUGGAAAUUGGGGUAGACCCAACCACUGGCGAGGGAGAGGAGGAAUGCGAGGUGGUGGUGUGGACGAGAGUUCAGGAGGUAGGGGAGGAGGAGUAGGAGGAAUGGGGAUAGACCAUGGUGGUGGUGGUGGUGGUGGAGACAGAGGUGGGGAUAGGGGUGGAGGUGGAUCUGCUUGGCAUAAUGAUGAUAGUUCAUGGAAUGGUAAAGGUGGAAACUUCAAUAACAAUCAGGAAGGAGGGUGGGAUAAUGAGGAAGGAAAUUACGGUGGUCAUGGGGGACGGGGUGUUUCUUGGAGAGGACGAGGAAGGUCAUUUAGAGGAGGGGGGGAUUUCCAAUAUGGAGGAAGGGGUGGGAGGGGAGAUUUCCAAAGAGGAAGGAGUAGAGGAGGCGACUUUCAACGUGGACGGAGUAGGGGCGGGCCACCACGGGGAAGAGGCAGAGGUGAAGGUGGCGGUGGAUGGGACAAUUUCCAGUAAUACUGUAUAUUUUUUCAUACACUGUGUGUGUGUCUAGUUCAUAAGUUCAUAUGAGGAAUAAAGGUGUUCAGGUUUGUUGAUACUGUCAUAGUUUCUUGGUGAUCAGUCUGUUUCUCCCAUUUAUUUAUUUGUACACUAAAUACUGAGCAAGUUACUGUGAAUGUGCAGAAUGCUAUGUAUAUAUAUUUGUACAGCAUUAUGUAAUGAUUCAGUAUUAUAACUUUUUGGCAUUUUUAUUUAUGUAAAAAUUCAAGUAUUGUACAAAAUUUGUAAUUUAUAACUAAAUUGCACAUUAUGUAAAUAAGGAUAAUUUGAGAAAUCCACUUCCUUGUCUUGAAGGAAGCAACAUUCCUGUAUCACCAAUGAGAUUCACUCAUUUGAUUAUAUCUAUUUUAUCAUCAUCAUCACCAGAGGAGAUAUGUACAAAUUUUACACAUCCAUCAUACUUCAGACUUGUCCAGAUGGGUAUGAUCAUACCAUUCAUUAUUCAGUAGGUUUUUAGUACUUCAGAUCAUUUUCAAUGUCAAGUUUAUAUUACAGUGGGUGAAUGCAAUCAUGAUCACAGGUACAGGGAACACCUGCUAGCCAUGGCCAGAAUGCUUUACCAUUAACUGAAAUGUACUGAACAUGUCUGUGGCAAAAUGUUGGUUGUUCAUGCAUUUGAAAUUAAACAAGUAUUUAUUAGGUAUUUAAAUAGUUUCAAAUGAUACUUAAAAAAAAAAAAAAGAGCCAAAAUUAAUUUUUCAUGAAAUUCUGAAAAAUAUAUUGCUGAUCUUUAAUAAAUUAGUAUUGGAGUACAUGUUCGAGUUACACCAUAUUAGGUCUUGUGUGCAUCCAAUUUGCAAAAAAACAAAAAACAAAAAAAAAAAGCUUUCAAAACUAGUCUUGUUUACAAGACAUGAAAGAGAAGAAUCUCAAGAUAAAAAUAUAGCUACUGGUUCCAUAAUACCAGAUCAUAGUUUAUUGAAGCAACCAUUUAUUUUGGUUGCAUGUGGCCUUGUAUAUUUUCUGAUAUCUUUGAAAGAAUAAGUACCAACAGCCAAUAAAACAGCAUGUUUACAUAAUGCUUCAGUAUUCUGGCCUGUUGUACUUGCAAUUUAUAUAACUUGUGUUGUCAAAAAUUAUUUGUUUAAUAAAUAUUUGCCAAUUA
Procambarus clarkii (red swamp crayfish) is the source of this 4082-nucleotide messenger RNA. It is a transcript of the gene Wdr33, whose product is annotated as WD repeat domain 33. NCBI's taxonomy places the organism in Eukaryota, Metazoa, Arthropoda, Malacostraca, Decapoda, Cambaridae. Gene Ontology annotation, molecular function: protein binding. The record is from RefSeq and is a predicted model, not a curated record. Gene Ontology annotation, cellular component: mRNA cleavage and polyadenylation specificity factor complex.